This is a messenger RNA of Gadus chalcogrammus (walleye pollock), 6507 nucleotides long. It is a transcript of the gene ptk7b, whose product is annotated as protein tyrosine kinase 7b. Gene Ontology annotation, cellular component: neuronal cell body; plasma membrane; axon. Gene Ontology annotation, molecular function: axon guidance receptor activity; ATP binding; protein kinase activity. Bases 584 to 3835 code for a protein of 1083 amino acids. The record is from RefSeq and is a predicted model, not a curated record. Gene Ontology annotation, biological process: homophilic cell-cell adhesion; protein phosphorylation; synapse organization. Lineage: Eukaryota; Metazoa; Chordata; Actinopteri; Gadiformes; Gadidae. The transcript has 20 exons.
CCCCCUCGCCAUGGCAUCCCGCUGGCACCGGAAGCAGCCGAGGGAGCCCGAGUCAGACCGAGGGUGAACCGGAGUGGGGAACCAACUUGCAGCGCGCCGAAGAAACUCCCUCUGUUCCCCCAGACCCACCGAAUGGUUUGGCGGACGGUAGCCAGGGACACCGCGGCGCUGGGAGCUUUGCGACAAGGAAACACACCGUACGUGGAGAUAGAGACAGAGAUGGCCGUAGUGCAGCAAAGUAACGCGUUUCACCUCCUCGCCGCGUCGCUAUCCUAGGCUACCUGCGAUCCACGACCGCAAACUUUUUUAUCCGCGUCGCGCUGCUCCGCCGCCGUCUACAGCGGAAAGUGUGUUCCUCCCCUCCUGCCUCCGCGUCCGUAUACGCUUUGCAACCACCUCCAGGGAGUUACACAUGGUUUAAUCGUCUUUAGUUUCUCAGGAACAUCCGAGGUAGCCCGUGAGACCGGCGGAGGAGGCACCAGUGCUUGGCGGUCCUACCUCCACGCAGGCGCUCCCCGGUGGAUCCCCUUCCAGUCCGUCUCCCGUCGUUUGUUGAGCAGCUGUCCGGUGUCUCAUCACCACCAUGGAACUAUCCGCACUACACGCACACCGCAGAGAAACACGGCGGCAGAGGACGGCUCACUCCCCGGCGACCCGCAGGACAAUGCCGGCCAUGGGCGCGCUGUACGCGGUGGGCAUCGUCUUGUUCCAAGCUCUGUCCACGGCCACCGCCGCGAUCCAGUUCACCAAGGAGCCCAAGUCCCAGGAUGCAUUGCACGGCCGCAGUGCCAUGCUCCGCUGCGAGGUCAGCGACCCGGCCGACGUCACCUACCGCUGGCUGCACGACGGCCAGCCCCUGCAGAGCAGCGAGCGGCGCUUCCAGGAGACCAGCAACCUCAAGUUCACCGCCGUGGACCGCCUGCUGGACGCCGGCAACUUCGAGUGCGUGGUGGAGAACACGGCCUCGGGCGAGUCGCUCCACUCCACCAACGCCUCCUUCAACAUCAAGUGGCUGGAGAGCGGCGGGGUGACCCUGAAGGAGCCGGCGUCGGAGGCGGACAUCGAGAGCUCGGCGCCGGUCACGCUGCGCUGCCACAUCGACGGACACCCGCGGCCGACGUGCCAGUGGUUCCGUGACGGCGUGCGUCUGGCGGAGAAGAGCCACCAGAUCAACAACAAGGAGCGGACGCUCACGCUUCCCAGCGCUAGCCCCGACCACAACGGCCUCUACUACUGCUGCGCCAAGAACGCCGCCGGCCACGUCUGCAGCAGCACCAACUUCACGCUCACCAUCAUAGACAAGAGCUUCCCGCGGGCGGUGGUCACACCUGAGGACCAGGUGGUGAUGAAGAACGAGGAGGCGUCCUUCCACUGCCAGUUCAGCGCCGAGCCGCCCCCCACCCUCCAGUGGUUCCACCUGGGCGAGCCGCUGGCCAACAAGUCCCGGGUGAUCCUGUAUGACAACGGCACGCUGGUCAUCACCCAGGUGAAGCCCAGGAACACCGGUGUGUACAAGUGUGUUGGGGUCAGCGCCCAGGGGCCCCGAGGGCCCCAGGUCGCUCUGGAGGCCUCUCUCCACAUCGCAGAGCUGGACGACAUGGUGCCGCGGCUGUCCCAGGUGUUCACGGCGGACAGCAUGCAGCGGGUGGCGUGCCGCGCCCCCCGGGGCCAGCCGCCCCCCGAGGUGUGGUGGGAGCGGGCCGGCCAGCGGGUGGCCUCGGAGGGCCGGGUGUACCAGGACGGCCUGGACCUGGUGUUCAGCCCCACGGAGCAGGGCGACUCGGGCGUCUACACCUGCGUGGCCCAGAACAAGGCGGGCCGCAAGACCCAGGAGGUCACCUUCACCGUGGCCACUGCCCCCGUGUGGGUGAAGAAGCCCGCCGAAAGCAGCCUGGAGGAGGGGAAGCCCGGCUACUUGCACUGCCACGCCCAGGCUAACCCAGAGCCUGUGGUCAUCUGGAUGCGCAACAGCAUGAUGAUCUCCCCCGACGACGGCCGCUACAAGCUGUUCCCCAACGGCACCCUGCGGAUCAACAACGUGGAGGUGUACGACGGCCAGGUGUACGGCUGUGAGACCAAGACGGACGCCGGGAAACUCGUCGGCCAGGCCAGGGUCUGGGUCCUGGAGAAGCUGAAGUUCACCCCGACACCGCAGACCGCCCAGUGCCUGGAGCUCGACAAGGAGGUGGUCAUCCAGUGUUCUGCCACCGGCCGCAGCAACCCCACCAUCCGCUGGACCAAAGCAGACGGAGGAGACCUCCCGCCCCACGUGGAGUCGCGCUACGGCCAGCUGGUCUUCACCAAGGUGACCCGCAGUGACGCCGGCAACUACACCUGCAUCGCCUCCAACGACCAGCAGGGGGAGAUCCGCGCGCUCGUGGCCCUCAGUGUGGCAGUGUUCAUCCACUUCAAGCUGGAGCCUGAGAACACCACGGUGUACCAGGGCCAUACCGCCACCCUGCACUGCCAGGCCACCGGGGACCCAGAGCCACACAUCCAGUGGUUCGUCAAAGAGAACCUUCUGGAGACCAUCAAGGACCCCAGGUUCCAGAUGAUGCCCAACGGCUCGCUGGUCAUCCAUGACGUGAGGACGGACGACACGGGGCGCUACAGCUGCGUGGUCGGGAACAGCUGCAACAUCAAAGACCGCAUGGCCCAGCUCUACGUCGUGGAGAAACCGAUCCACUCGUCGGAACACGAUGACAAGGCGCCCUACAAGUUGAUCCAGACCAUCGGGUGGUCGGUGGGGGCGGCGGUGGCCUACAUCAUCAUCGUCCUGGGCCUCAUGUUCUACUGCAAGAAGAGACGCAACGCCAAGAGGCUCCAGAAGGGGACGGACGGGGAGGAGCCCGAGAUGGAGUGCCUCAAUGGUGGCGCCGUGCAGCAGAACGGCCACACCACGACGGAGAUCCAGGAGGAGGUGGCGCUCACCAACAUGGGCUCCACGGCGCCCGGCGACAAACGCCACAGCCACGUGAGCAGCGACAAGCUGCAGGUCCCCCGGGCAAACCUGAACACCAUCACCACCCUGGGUAAAGGGGAGUUUGGCGAGGUGCUGCUGGCCAAGGCGCGGGCGGAGGGCAGCGAGGAGGAGUCGGUGGUGCUGGUGAAGAGCCUGCAGAGCCGCGAGGAGCAGCUGCAGCUGGACUUCCGCCGCGAGGCCGACAUGUUCGCCAAGCUCAGCCACGCCAACGUGGCGCGCCUGCUGGGCGUGUGCCGCGAGGCGGAGCCCCACUACACCGUCAUGGAGUACUGCGACCUGGGAGACUUGAAGCAGUUCCUGAGAAUAUCCAAAAGCAAAGACGACAAAGUCAAAUCACAUCCCCUCAGCACCAAGACCAAAGUGUCCAUCUGUGCCCAGGUGGCUCGCGGCAUGGAGCACCUGUCCAACCACCGCUUCGUGCACAAGGACCUGGCCGCCCGCAACUGCCUGGUCAGCAGCCAGCGCCACGUCAAGGUGUCCGCCCUCGGGCUCAGCAAGGACGUCUAUAACAGCGAGUACUACCACUACCGGCAGGCCUGGAUCCCGCUGCGCUGGCUGCCCCAAGAGUCGGUGUUUGAGGACGACUUCUCAACCAAGUCCGACGUGUGGGCCUUCGGCGUGCUGAUGUGGGAGGUGUUCAGCCUCGGAGAGCUGCCCUACACCAAGAUGGCCGACGACGAAGUGCUGGAAGGUCUGCAGGGCAUGAAGCUGAAGCUUCCCGUCCCUGAGGGCUGCCCCUCCAAGAUCUCCAAGCUGAUGGCACGCUGCUGGGCCCCCAGCCUCAAGGAGCGCCCCUCCUUCACCGACAUCGUCCACGCCCUGGGAGACCUGCCCUCGGACAGCAAGGUCUGAGCAGGGGGGGAGGGAGAGGGGGAGGGAGACUGGAGACCCUCCGUAGACGCCUAGACCCACCCCACCCACCCGACACUCGCACCCCCGAAACAACAACAACAACAACAACAACACAGAUGCUGGAUUAUUAGUCACACAUUUCAGGGAUGGGCAUCUAGGAGCGAACUCUUGGCCGUUGUUUUUAUAUUAUUAUUAUUAUCCUCAUCAUCACCGUUGUGUGUUUUUCGUGUGUAUUUUUUCACAACGCGGGGUGUGUGUGGACUGCAGUGGAAGACGUUUGGCUCGACCCUUGGAAACGACCCGUGCUUUGUAGUGGGUCGUGCAGGAGCGACGUUGGUCGUGAGCCGUGUGAACGAGGAACCACCCCCUUCCCCCCCUUUUUGCCUUAACCACAGCAUGUAGAGCGCUCUACAAGCCCCAGAGCCCCACACUCUUUGGUCCCUACGGACAACCUGCCCCCCCCCCCCAUCACCCCCACACCACCGCCUCCCUAAGGAUGGUUCUGUCCAAGAGACUCUGCGACGCGGCAUGCAAGAGUACCUGUGCCUCCGCUCUGACCUGCGACCUCUCACUGCUGUUUUAGAAACCGUUGAUUAUAAGGCCACGGCGUCGGAUGAUAGCCAUCAUUUGUUUUGAUUUUUGGAUGGCCGGAUGGCCGGCUGUGUAAAGGCGGUCACUCCCUGCACUCGGCCUUCUCAGGAUACCGCAGAGGGGAAGGAACUCAUGAGUGUAAAAUGGAUGGAGAUAGAGUGCGGUUUAUGCUGGCUUUCUUCCGGACAACUUCCUUCACAACGUCCUGUGACUGUAAACACAAUAACUAACCAUGACCUGUUUGUCCAGCAGGGGGCACUGUUCUGUGUGUGUGUGUGUGUGUGUGUGUGUGUGUGUGUGUGUGUGUGUGUGUGUGUGUGUGUGUGUGUGUGUGUGUGUGUGUGUGUGUGUGUGUGUGUGUGUGUGUGUGUGUGUGUGUGUGUGUGUGUGUGGGGGGGGGUCGUAAAAGAAACUUAACAGACAAUGUUCCGAUCCUCAAUCAGGAAAUUAAAAUCACGUCUAUUAGCCAAGUAAGCCCCUGAGAGGAUGAGAGAGUGUGUCAGUGUUUGUGUCACCUUAAUCGGAUUAAGGUGCUUUGUGGCGGCUACUUAGGAGUAGUGUUGCCCAUUGAGCUCAUGCGUCACGUUAUCACUUGCUGCAGGGCAAACGCAGACUAUCAACGCUAUAGUCCCCAUCCUGGUCCAACAGCGAUUCCCUAUACUGCGAUCUGGACUAUAUCGUCGUGCAAUGUUGCAGAGUGGACCAUCCCCACCGGAGAUGUGUGCAUAACGUAGAAGCCAUGCACUAACUUCACUUAAAAAAAAAGCAAAAGAAUUGCCCUGUUUAUCUCUUUCAUUUUGUAUGCGUAGGACACGGUGCCUGUUUAUUUAUAAUGAAGGACCGGUCUUUUUCUUUUUGUAUUGUGUGUUUAUAAUAGAAAAAGGUACUCUUGGACACUUGUUAGCGUAGUCAUGCUAUGUAUUCAGUAUCGUGUUCCAUCGGGUUUGGGGGAGAGUUAGAUAACCGGCUAAAACAUGUUAACACAUAGAACCGAGGUCCAGAGAGUGACUGCUGGCCGUCAGUAUUCAUGUUAAGUGCCUGGUAAAUGAAGGAUUAUCUUACCUGUUUUCCCUGCGCGUCUGACUUUUUUCAGUAUCUAAUCAAAUGCAACGAAUGGCCUUCUCUUUUCUGUUUAUAAACUAUAGUUUUUUUUUAUACUUUUUAAUGUAAGUUUGUUUAUUUUUUUAAUAUGAACACUAGGCACUCACACCUAGACCUCUUUUUUUAAUCCGCUUCAGCAAAUGUUUCACAGUAAUCCUGUUAUAGACGGUCUGCUGUCAAUAAAGGUUCACAGUGUUUUUAAACCAUGGCGUACUUUCCUUGGUGUGGAUUCUUCUGUCGGGUGAAGCUUAUUCCGUUAAUUAUGUUACAAUCCACUCGUGGUACACUCAAACUUUAGAGGUACGUUUAUAACGGCUGGCUAUAAAAAAAAUAAUUGGCACGCAAAUGUAUUCUUCCUACUGUGUUCAGUUCAGACUCUCUGUAUCUCUAAACCUUUAUCAUAAUUGCUGCCACAAAAGGCCAAUAAAAAAAAAAAGUCAAAGCUGGCACCCAUUGGACUACAUGCAAUUUUCCCAUGCAGAAAAAGGCAAAUUAAGAGUUAUAUUGGAGCCUGGAAAAAACAUCACUAGGCCUUAGAUGGAAGAUUGACAGGGAAAUGCUGUUAUCGUGGAGUCACUCACACACAAAGCAUUGAAGUGUGUAUUUUAAAGGCUCUGAUUAACAUAUUUCAUUUGACUGCAUGAAAUUGUUGUACAAAAUAUUCAACGGAUAAGGUGAACAACUAUGCAACCCUAUUGGAGAAAAGACAAUAACAACUUUUGAGGAGGAAUACAUUGGAGCCAGCGUCUACUCUUAAGGUAAGAUGGACCAUUGGAAUCCACCAAACAUAUGAAAAUUAGAGUAACUCUAUUGACUCUUCAAAGCUUUUAUAGUCUCAUCACAUAGAACAGACCUGUGUCAAGGUAAUUAGUGCUUUGUUUGCCUAUUAACUAGAACAUAGCUACAGCAGUGGAUGUUAUUAUAUAUUAUACAUUAGGUGUACACCGUUUAUUUUGUGUAAGAGCUUAUGGUAUAAGAAA